Molecule: messenger RNA, 1989 nt
Organism: Metarhizium brunneum ARSEF 3297
Lineage: Eukaryota; Fungi; Ascomycota; Sordariomycetes; Hypocreales; Clavicipitaceae
Biological process (GO): mRNA processing
Cellular component (GO): nucleus
Molecular function (GO): metal ion binding; RNA binding
Source: RefSeq, a predicted model, not a curated record
AUGCUAUUCCCCGAGGAGGACGCGCAACUGCUUAAGGCGUGGAUUGUGAAGCGCAUAGAAAACACAUCAGAUGCCGACUCGGACGUACUUGCGGAAUACGUGAUUGCGCUGCUGAAGCAUGAUGGGGAUAAGGAGAGUGUGAGGAAGCUGUGUGAGCAGGAGAUUCCGGACUUUCUCACAGAGGAUCCUAAGGCUUUCCUAGACGACGUCUUCCAGGCCAUCACGUACAGGUCAUACCUCCCCGGUGCACAUCCCCCGCCGAAACCUGCAGAUCCUCUUCCCUCAUUACAAAACAAAAGCCCGGAAUCCUCACGUAAGCGACGCUUAGAAGAAUCCGGUCCUUCAGACGAUCCUGAACAGAAUGGUCCUCAAGGUGGACGCGCAUUCAAGCAGCCUCGAAAGGGACGGCGCGGCCGCGAGGAUAGAGCUGAUAGAAAUUCAAACGGCUAUGGCAUGAUGAUGAUGCCACCCUUCGAUCCGAAUAAUCCCAUGGAGGCGAUGAUGCAGAUGCAAGCCAUGGGGUUACCGUGGCCAGCAAUGCCAGGACAGCAAGGCUGGGGAUUUGGUGGUGGUGCUGUAGGAAGAGGGGGUCAGAGGAAGAAGGGGAGAGGGAGGUGUAGAGAUUUCGACACUAAGGGUUUUUGUGCGAGGGGAAGCACAUGUGUUUAUGAUCAUGGCAAUGGCGGCGGCGAUGGGGGAGAUGAAUACGAUCCCAGUAACGCCAUGAUCAAACCACUUAAUCCCGAGACGCCAUCUCGUGGCCGCAAAGGGAAGCGAGGAGGGCGCAAAGGCGGCUCACGAGCGCCAUUUUCCGCUGAAGGUGCUGUAAAUGAUCGCUCAAAGAGCACCAUCGUCGUCGAGAAUAUCCCCGAAGAGCAUUUUAGCGAGGGCAAGGUCAAGGAAUUUUUUGCACAGUUCGGAAACAUUGUCGACGUAUCAAUGCAGCCCUACAAGCAUCUAGCGAUUGUAAAGUACGACAAGUGGGCGGCAGCCAAUGACGCAUACCGCUCUCCAAAAGUUGUAUUCGACAACCGAUUCGUCAAAAUUUUCUGGUACAAGGAUGAGAAGGACAAGCUGCCGGCGUCAGUUUCAAAUAACCCCAGCUUCAAACCCGGCUCUGGACUAGACGAAAUGGACGCCGAGCCGGAACUUGACAUGGAAGAGUUCCAACGGAAACAGGAGGAGGCGCAGAAGCAGCACCAGGAACGGGAAGACAAGCGCAGCGAACUGGAAAAGAAACGGCUGGAACUGGAAAAGCAGCAGCAAGAUCUAUUGGCCAAACACCAAGCUGAGUCAGAACGGUUACGGGCCAAGCUGGCGGGGAAGGAUGGCGGCUCCGAGACAACUGGUUCCUCGGGGACUGAUAUGCUCAGGGCCAAACUCGCUGCACUGGAACAAGAAGCCAAGAUACUUGGCAUUGAUCCCAACGCCGAAGUAGACUCGAGUGAAUAUCCAUCCCGGGGUGGAUACAGAGGUCGGGGUUAUCGUGGGAGAGGAUUUGCGCCCAGGGGAAGGGGUGCCAUGCGAGGAACAGCAGGGAGGCAUGCUGCUUAUGCUCAGUUUUCCAUCGACAACCGCCCGAAGAAGCUGGCAAUAACGGGGGUCGAUUUCACACCAUCGGAAAAGGAUGAGCAACUCCGCCACUUCUUGCUGAACAUGGGUGAAUUCGAAUCCGUCGACUCGAACCCCUCCGUCACACACGUGUCCUUCCGAGACCGCAAAACCGCCGAAAGGUUCUACUACUCACUUCAUGGGAACGAACUGCCCGGUGUGGAAGGCAAGCUUGAGCUGUCGUGGGUGAAUUCGCCGCUUGCCCCGGUGAACUUGAAGAAGUCGGCGCACGAGGAGGGCGGGACCGUCAUGCCGGGGGAUGCAAUGGCCGGCAUGGAUGAUGCCAGGGAGGAAGGGGAGGUGCGCGAGAAGGAGAGGGAUGCCAAUGCUACACCCGUGAAUAUGGAUUACGAGGUGGGCGACUAUGGAUGGGAGUAG